Molecule: messenger RNA, 639 nt
Organism: Sturnus vulgaris (Common starling)
Lineage: Eukaryota; Metazoa; Chordata; Aves; Passeriformes; Sturnidae
Source: RefSeq, a predicted model, not a curated record
AUGGAUAUAUCACUAUAUAAAAAGGGCUGGCCGUCUGUCCUGGCCGUGCUGGCGGUGCUGGGGCAGUGUCGGGGGCUGCGGCGCCCCGCGGGUGUCCCCGUCCCUGUCCCUGUCCCGGUCCCAGGGACUGUCACUGUCCCUUCCCACCCCGCCGUGCUCUGCUACAGAGGGGCCGAUCUGGGGGACGAGUGUCCAGCGCAGCUGCUGGGGCGGCCCCUGCGCUGGGACCGCCACGUGUCGGUGCAGCUGGUGCCACAUCUGGAACAGCUGGAGGCCAGCCGGGCCCGGCGGCGGUGGCGGAGCCGCCCUCACUCGUGCUCGGCGCUGUCGCUGCGCUCCGGGCUCCGCAGCGAAGCCCACGAGCGCUCCAUCUCCCCGUGGCGAUACCGCAUCGACGAGGACGAGAACCGCUACCCACGCAAGCUGGCCUUCGCCGAGUGCCUGUGCAGCGGCUGCGUGGAUGUCAAAACCGGCCGGGAGACCACGUCGCUCAACUCGGUGACAAUCCACCAGAGCAUGCUGGUGCUGCGGCGCAAGCCGUGCCCGGGGCCCGCGGGGCUGGGGCUGGUCACGCUGGAGGUGGAGUACAUCAAAGUGCCCGUGGGCUGUACCUGCGUCCUGCCCCGCACGGUGCCCUGA